AUGAAGUUUGGGAAGAGUCUGAGCAACCAGAUCGAGGAGACCUUGCCGGAGUGGAGGGAUAAAUUCCUCUCCUACAAGGACCUGAAGAAGCGCCUCAAACUCAUUGGGCCCGACUCCAUCCCUGAACGCCCUAGCAAGAGGCCGUGCUUAGAUAACCGGAAUGACAUUACCAAAGACGCCUCCGUCAUCACAAUCGGAGGAUAUCCUCCCCCAUCCUCCACCGUCGCGGCUUCCAUGACGCGGGAGGAGGAGGACUUCCUGAAUCUUCUGGAGGCGGAGCUCGAGAAAUUCAAUUCAUUCUUCGUCGAGAAGGAAGAGGAGUACAUUAUCCGCCAGAAGGAGCUGCAGGACCGAGUUACAAGGGCAGCGGAACUGGAAUCCAAAGAGGAGAUGAUGAUGGCGCGCAAGGAGAUCGUCGAUUUUCAUGGAGAGAUGGUCCUCCUCGAGAACUACAGUGCUCUUAAUUACACUGGGUUAGUGAAGAUACUAAAAAAGUAUGACAAAAGAACAGGAGCUUUGAUCCGACUUCCUUUCAUCCAGAAGGUGCUGCAGCAGCCUUUCUUCACUACUGACCUUCUUUACACGCUAGUGAAGAAGUGCGAGGUGAUGCUGGAUCAUCUUUUCCCAAAGAAGAACGAACCUUUCAUUUCUUUUGAAGAUGGUGAUAAUAAUGGUGAACAAGGUGAUGAAAGGGAGCAGAAGCCAUCAAAGCAAGGAUCCAUUAUGGCCAAUUUUGGGGUUCCAGAACUUGAGGAGAUAGAAUACAUAGAGAGUCUUUAUAUGAAGAGCACCAUAGCAGCUUUGCGGAUACUGAAUGAAAUAAGAAGUGGUAGUUCUACUGUUAGCGUCUUCUCCUUGCCUCCAUUACCGAGCAGUGGAGUGGAUGAGAGAUGGGAUAAUGUCCCUGCGGUAGAACAAGCUGCAAAAUAGCUGAGAGAUUGCGUGGGCAUUUCUGGCUGGUUUGAUUCCUUUGGAUUUUUGCUUUGAACUGGCCUGAUGAUAGUUCUUCUAUUGUUUCUCCUUUUUAUUCUUUAUGUGGGUAUGCCUGAAGGCUUUUUAGGAGUUUAUAUAUCUUUAAUUCCUGUAGUUGAUUUCAUCUUUCUAACAAGAUGUAAAAUAUCAAAUACGAAUGUAAAAUUUAUAGUGUGAGCUUACUUUUGGAAUUUUUUACGUAGCAUAA
Messenger RNA from Dendrobium catenatum, 1180 nucleotides. Its product is annotated as SPX domain-containing protein 1-like. The record is from RefSeq and is a predicted model, not a curated record. The transcript has 3 exons. The coding region runs from base 1 to 930 and encodes 309 amino acids. Gene Ontology annotation, biological process: cellular response to phosphate starvation. NCBI's taxonomy places the organism in Eukaryota, Viridiplantae, Streptophyta, Magnoliopsida, Asparagales, Orchidaceae.